GUUCUCUUCCUCAGCCCAUUCUCCGGGCCUUGCCUAGUGCUAAGGUGUCCCUCAAUGGAAGUGUGACCCUGACGUGCCUCCUGCCAGGAGCACAAUCCCUUGGAAGGGAUACAGGGAGCUUCAGGUGCAUUUACUAUGAGAAGACAGCCCAGCCUAAGGCCUCAGAGCCCAGUGAGGCCCUGAAUGUCUGUGUGACAGACUACCAGAGCAGGCCCUCCCUGACAGUCGAGCCCAGCUCCAGCGUUUCUCUGGGAGAGAAGGUGACGUUCUGGUGCCAGGCAGCAUCCUGUGGCAUCAGAUUCACUCUGCACAAGGACGGAGAGGACAUGCCUGUGGACACCAUCAAUUCCACCCAGGGCAUGGCUGGAUUCCUCAUCCCUCAUGUGACCAGCAAGCACAGUGGGAGCUAUAGCUGUCUCCAUCACCCUGGAGAGGACAUCCUCACCCCAGCCUGGCUCAGUGAGCCCUUGGAGCUUUCAGUGUAUG
Molecule: messenger RNA, 486 nt
Organism: Gracilinanus agilis (Agile Gracile Mouse Opossum)
Lineage: Eukaryota; Metazoa; Chordata; Mammalia; Didelphimorphia; Didelphidae
Product: immunoglobulin superfamily member 1-like
Exons: 3
Source: RefSeq, a predicted model, not a curated record